UCCAACCAAGAGCAAACACAAGACACAAGUGACAGCCACGGCACAAUCAUCAGGUCCUCCACCAUGUCUCUCACGGUCUAGUUCGUUCGUUCUCGCCAACGCGAUGGCGACGCCGGCCCGCCGGCCGUCGGCGCAGCAGCAGCCGCAGCCGCAGCCGCUGACGGUGGACUUCGAGGCGCUGAGCUACAUCAGCAGGCUCGUGGAGGCGUUCCAGGCGUUCGACUCCGACAACGACGGCCUCGUCACGGCCCCCGAGCUCCGUGGCCUGCUGGCCUCCCUGGGCCUGGACAAGUCGGAGGCCGAGGCGCGGGACAUGCUGGCGCGCGCCGACGCCGACCGUGACGGCCGGCUCUGCGUGGAGGAGUUCCUGGACGUGAUGAACGCCGGCGAGCUCGGGCUGGGCGCGCUCGGCGCGCUGCUGCAGGCCGCCGUCCCGGCGCUGGAGUCCUUCGCGGGGCCCGAUGGCGCGCUGGGCGCCGACGAGCUCGCCAGGGUGCUGGGGCUCAUGGGCACCGCCAGCGCCGAGGACUGCGCGGAGAUCAUCGCGUGCAUGGACGGGGACGGCGACGGCGCCAUCAGCGUCGAGGAAUUCAAGCUCAUGGCUGACCUGCUCUAGGCUCCAUCUACUUACGUAGUAUUGAGCUAGCUAGAGGGCGUGCAUAUAUGCAGUUAUGUAUUGUGAUAUCGAUUAAUAAGCAUGAGCACGACAGGGGAGUUGUGGACUACUGCAUCGGGAUGGAUACAUGCAAGUUUGUCUUCUCUAAUAAAUUACAGAUUCCUCUCGGCAGA
Molecule: messenger RNA, 789 nt
Organism: Triticum dicoccoides
Lineage: Eukaryota; Viridiplantae; Streptophyta; Magnoliopsida; Poales; Poaceae
Product: probable calcium-binding protein CML29
Exons: 1
Coding region: 104-616 (170 amino acids)
Molecular function (GO): calcium ion binding
Source: RefSeq, a predicted model, not a curated record